UCCCUUUUCAUGUUUUCCUUUUUUGGGUAUUUUUUAGAGUUUCUCAUAUAUGUUUGUGGCUGUACGCUCUUCCAAUUGAUAAUGCUGGGUUUUAUGCCUUUUAACGUUCUCUUGGACAAUGCCUAUGAUAUUAUUUAACUUUUUUCCGUUUGCCUUUUUGGGUUUUGUGAACUUUAUCAUUAGUGGUAUACUUACUGUAUGGUUGGGAAUGUUUGUUGGGCAGUGUUUGAAAUCUUCUGGGUUCUCUCUUUCACAGCCGUAUAGUCAUUUUUGGAUUCUUCAUCAUGUAUUUAUUUUGGUGGUGGUUUGGGUUCUUUGCUUCUGGCUUCCCGCAUCAAUUAUCAAUCUUAUACUCCUAUGGUUAUUUGCAAAUGAAAAGUGGGGCUUUGGUACAUCUUAAUAAAAGCCUUGAUGGAAAUAACUGUGCAUGGGUACUAAUAUCAAUUGCGCUAUAAAAGUUGUAUGCUUUUUUAAGUAUGUGUUGUAUACGCGGGAAGAAACACAUACGGCAUUUAUGCACGGAUAGCAGAUAAUGUUGUGCUUCCGGCCUGUCCGAAAAUCACACAAAACAAUUUUAAAGUGGUUCAGCAAAUUGCUUACGUCCACUGGAGCCUCUUUUAUAGAAUUUAUACGAGAUUUACAAAACACUCAAAAAAAUUCUAUUUCUCUCUCACGUUCCUCUUUAUCUCUUCACCCACUGCAUUUUAUCACUAGCAGAGCUCUCCUUUUAUAGGAGAGCAAUGGGGGGACACACACCCAUUCCUCUUGACCAGAAGCACCUCUGGAGGUGAGUGGGUGGGUGGAUGGUUGGUGAGAAUGGGGUGGGUGGCUGCAAACCCAAACCCAUUUCACACUUGGGGGGUUUAUUCAACAGAUAAAUGGUAAAAGGUAAGAUUAGGUUUUAUAGAAAAAGGGAAGGACUCAAGCAGGGAAUUUCUUAUACGGAGUACUAAUGGCAGCAACAAAAAUAUCACCAUUAGGUAACCGUUUGCUUCUUGAGGCUAGUUUUAAAAGUACUGAUCAUUCAAUUUAAGUGAAUAGCGUAAUUUUGUUAUGAGUCCAUUUGGAGAUUUAAGAUCCUGGCAAUGUUAUAAGUUCCUUCCCACGGUAAUUCUUACAAGAGCACACAUUCAUGGAGCACGCAUUCAAAAUAGACACAUUCAAAAUUUUGAAUCGUAAAUUCUAAGCUGCAUAUUGGUUGGCUCAAGUGGUAAAGGCCUUGGAUUUGGUGGUAUGCUCUCCCUAGGUCUAAGGUUCAAAUCUCCUUGGGUGCAAACAAUCUUUAGGGGCCAUUGGACUGGGGGAUUUUCCCUUUGAAUUAACCGAAGUGCACUUGCGAGAAACUCCUUGCCGAGGGCCUUGCACCCUUGGGAUUAGUCGAGACGCUGUUCCGAACACUUGGUGCCAAUAAAAAAAAAUUCUAAGCUGCAUAUUGAAUGAGAGAUUGAUUUGUUUAUGUUGAAGUUUCUAUUCAGUAGCUAUCUAAGUGAUGUUUUUAAUCAGGGUGUUGGAACUAUCUUACAUAGUUCACUCCCCACAAAGAGAAAAUACAUGAGUUUUGGCAUCUAAUAGAUGUAUCUAAGUUCUGAUGUGAAUGAGUUUUUUUCAUCAGCAUUGGCACAUUUUAAGGUCAUACUUAAUUGUUUCAGCUACAUUAUUGGUGGGAAGUCAGUGAAAUAUUUCUAUGGGAGGAUAUCUUUGAAGAAGUACCUGCUAAUCAGAGAUUUUGGUUGUGCACUUGAUCCCGUAAAAUGUAGCCUGCUAAGCUUGGGAGAGAAAAGAGAGCUGGUCCAUGAGAUUGCCCGAUGGUCAAAAGAUGCCCCUGAGUUUCUUCGUUCUUUUACUCGUUCAGAGCUUCUUGAAAUCAUCUGUGCUGAAAUGGGGAAAGAGAGAAAGUACACAGGAUAUACAAAAUCUCAAAUGAUAGAACACCUUCUAAAGUUAGUGCUUCGGGAUUCCGAGGGGCACAAUUCUUUUGCCUUUUCUCCAUCUCAUAUUAAAUUUAAAAGGAAAAGGAACAUAGGUCCACCUCAACUAUUGACUGACCUAAAUCAUUCCCCUCUGGAAAACAAUGAAGAACAUAUUAAAACUUUGCGGUGUCGGAAUAUUGCAUGCAGAGCUACUUUAACUUCGGAGGAUGCUUUUUGCAAAAGAUGUUCUUGCUGUAUCUGUCAUUGUUAUGAUGAUAACAAGGAUCCCAGUCUCUGGUUGACCUGCGAUAAUGAUUUGUGUGGAUUGUCUUGCCAUCUGGAAUGUGCUUUGAAGCAUGAAAGAGCUGGUAUUUUGAAGCAUGGGUGUUGUGAAAAGUUGGAUGGAAGCUUCUAUUGCAUUUCCUGUGGAAAAAUCAAUGGGAUAAUGAGAACCUGGAGAAAACAAUUAAUUGUUGCCAAGGAGGCUAGAAGAGUGGAUGUACUGUGUCUACGAUUAUCUCUGGCACAUAAGAUUCUCAUGGGAACAGCAUUAUACAAAGAAGUGCAGAGGACAGUGGAAUCUGCAGUGAAAAUACUGAAUGAUGAAGUGGGGCCUCUAGAUCAGGUAUGCACUAGUAUGGUACGCUGCAUUGUGAACAGACUCUCCUGCGGUGCUGAGGUCCAGAAGUUAUGUGCUUCUGCAGUGCUAUCUUUUGAUUCGCUGGUUUGCCCCAAUUAUAUGGAAAAGAAAGAUCCAUUUGCAGCUUGUCAUAUCCGGUUUGAAGAGUCCACCCCUACAUCAGUGAUUGUUGUGCUAGAAUAUGAAGACCAUCUGUUAAAAAACAACCCAGGCUGCAGACUCUGGCAUCGGGAGUCUGUCAUUAAGGACUAUCCAGAGCAACCCACUUUCAUUGUAUUCAGGCCAGAGAAGAGAUUCAAGAUAUGUCACCUCCAUCCUUCAACAGAGUAUCUCUGCAAAGUUUCUCUGUUUAGCAGCAUUGGGGUCUUGGGUGUUUCAGAAGCCAAAUGGGAGACUCCUGCUCCAGGUGGGAGCUCUUUUACAGCUUUAGAACAUGAAAAAGCAGAACAUAGAAUUAUAGCUCAAAAUCAUCCUCAGGCUGAGUCAACCAAGUCUAGUAACUUUAAAUCAGCAUCCCCUGCGAAGCUUCAACCGUUGGUUGAGAUUAACAAGAGCAAGAGUGAAGGGUUUUACUAUCCACCUCCUUUCAUUGAAACCGUAUCUCCUUCAACGCCUUGUAAAUGCAGUGGAAUGCGAGCAGUUCCAGAUAUGGGUAGUAAAAUGCGACCACUGGUUAGUGAUUAUGAACAUUCUGUGCAAGUGGUCAGAGGUUUAGAGCAUGAAGGGCACAUAGAUGAAGAUUUUAGAGUAAAAUUUCUCACUUGGUUCAGCCUCAAAGCUACGGAGCAAGAGAGAAGGGUGGUUAAUGUAUUUGUGGAUGCUUUGCUUGAUGACCCUCCUAGCUUAGCUGGACAGCUUAUGGAUACCUUCAUGGACAAGAUAUGCUGCGAACAAAAACCUGUUUCUAGGCAUGGUUUUUGCUUUAGUUUGUGGCAUUAAUGCUGAAUUAGGGAUCUUGACCACAUGAAAUUUUAGGAGGAACCGAGACAGGGUAAGGCUUUUGCAGACAAAACAGGAAAAUAUAUUUGGAUUCAUUUUCAAGCCAGAAAAACGUGAAGCUCCUUGAUUUUUACCUU
Messenger RNA from Carya illinoinensis, 3626 nucleotides. RefSeq names its product VIN3-like protein 2. Gene Ontology annotation, biological process: epigenetic regulation of gene expression; vernalization response. Bases 1573 to 3489 code for a protein of 638 amino acids. The transcript has 4 exons. Lineage: Eukaryota; Viridiplantae; Streptophyta; Magnoliopsida; Fagales; Juglandaceae. The record is from RefSeq and is a predicted model, not a curated record.